Brenthis ino (lesser marbled fritillary) is the source of this 1509-nucleotide messenger RNA. NCBI's taxonomy places the organism in Eukaryota, Metazoa, Arthropoda, Insecta, Lepidoptera, Nymphalidae. The record is from the annotation of a GenBank genome assembly.
AUGUGGACGCUCCUGAUGCCAUUAUUGGCACUCCUCGCGUCAGGCGGCGGUGAUUCUCUGUCGGCCAACAAGGAACUGCUUGAAUGUGCUAGCCAGAUCCUGUAUAUGGGUCACCAUUCAUAUGAACUUCCAACAAACUACAGUAGAAACAGUCCUCCUGGUAAAAAUACGACAGUUUACAUUGGAGUAAACGUCAACAGAGUCUCCGGAGUCGACGAGAAUAGAGAGGAGAUCACUCUGGACGCGUUCCUGCAAGUUUCGUGGGAAGAUAUGCGCUUGAAAAUACCUCCUCACAUGCCUUACAUCGAUUUACCCUGGGAGUUUCGGCAACUGAUCUGGACACCAGACCUCUACAUAUGGCAGUUACAAACGAUGAGAAUUAUGUCAGUACUUCAAGAAAUGGCUUCAUUACGACUAUAUGCGAACCGCACAGUCUCUGUCAGUAUAGGUGCCACAAUAACCAUUAAAUGCGAAAUGGACUUCGUGCUAUAUCCAUUGGAUGUACAAAAAUGUGCUAUAGACUUUAGCAGUUACAAAUACACAACAGAAGAUGUGCGGUUCGAGUGGCGGGAAGUAGCGCCGUGGUUCGGGCUGGCUGGAGGACAACGCCGGGAGUUCCGCCUACCCAAAUACGUGGUCACAUUUGUUACCGACAAAAGUAAUCAUAUUCGAAAUUUUGGUGAAGGUGAGCAUUCUGCAGCGAGAUUGCAAAUCAAACUGUCCCGCGAACUGCGGAGUUACCUUCUAGAAAGCUACUUGCCGUCAGCCUUGUUUGUAAUCAUAUCGUGGGGCAGCUUCUGCGUCAUACCAGAGAUCGUGCCGGGUCGCAUGGUACUGCUAGUUACUACGCUACUCUCGCUUGUCACCAUGUUUGAUACCGUCAGACAUUCUCGAUCAACUUUCAGCACGAACUCGCCUGACGCACUGGAACUAAAGUGCAUCGAAGUAUGGCUAAUCUCGUGCACCAUAUUUGUUUUCCUCGCACUCCUUGAAUACUUCGUGGUGCUGUUCGGCAUCAGGUACGACAAGAGUUGGAGCAGACGGCGGCAGGACCUGCGGCGAGCCGCCUCCGCCGCGCAGCUCGCGCCGCCUUUACAUAUCAACCACUCUCAGAGAUUAAGCACGCCAGUUAGCGGAACGCCACAAGGUGGUGUUUUCUCUCCGCAACUGAGCGUAGAAGAUGAAGGGCUUAAACAACAGUUCUCUCAUCAAACAAUACAGAGGUUAACAUCUUCGGAAAGAAGGCUUCGAAGAGACAAUAAAGUUGGAUGUGAGACGAGAACAGUUAGUAAGGACUCGCCAAUAUUGGAGACGAUGCCAGCCGGUGAUCCGUCUGGAAGUUUCUACGUAAGAUUCGCGGCAAUGGUCGAAAGAGGCGUCAUGUUUUGUGGCGCCCAGGAUGGGGCACUUGAUAAAUUUGCCCUUAUAUUGUUCCCUCUUAGUUUUCUUCUUUUCAUCAUUAUUUACUGGACCACAUAUCUCAGUGAAGCACAUCGAGCGAUGCAUGAG